AUGGAUCCAGCUACGGUGAUGAUUACCACUGAACGGUUCCCUCCGAUGGCAACAUUAAAUCACCCAGUAGUGCAAUUGCUUCGAAACUCCAGCAUAGCGGUUGCAACAAGCGAAGACUUCGUAAACCAUGGCGCAAGUACCGUAUUCAUCUCAUGGGAAUCAUCUUGCGAGCAGUCCGGCGGACUACUAUCGGAACUAACCGAUCAGGUGCUUGAUUCGCUUCAUGGACAGCUGGUGCUGGAAAUUGUCAAACGGGCUCCGGUAAAAGUUCGCCGACCACGGGGGUUCAACAUUUUUAUCGUGGACAGUCCAGUGGCGUUUAAUGCAAUCUAUGCAACCAUUAGCCCCGAACUGUAUAAUUUUUCCGGUCGUUAUCUUAUCAUAGUCCUAGCGAUGGAUAACGUCGAUGAACUGGAAAUAGUAAACAGGAUUCUUCAACAGAUGUGGAAGUACUACAUGGUGAAUGCGAAUGUGCUGUUUGCUAGUUCUGUGUCCCCGGAUAAAGCGUCCAUGUAUACGUACUUUCCGUACGGGAAGCAGUACUGCGAAGAAGUUCAACCCAUACUCUGGAAUGCGUUCAGUGGUGGUCGAUUCGUCCUGUCUAGGAAUCAUUAUCCUUCGAAGCUGGACAAUUUACAUAGCUGCCCUUUGAAGAUUGCACUGUAUUCCUAUUCAGCUUUUAUGCAACUUCGCAUUGGAACUGAUGGUCGAGUAAUUGGUAUGGAUGGUAUAGACGUCCGGUUGCUGAACUAUCUAGCUGGGAAGCUGAAUUUCACGAUUGUGCCUCAGGAAGUACCCAAUGGGUUGCGGUUCGGGCUGAUAUAUGCGAACGGAACGGCGACAGGUGCUAUGCAGAUGGUCAUCGGAGGCGAAGUCAACUUUACCGUGGGCUAUUUCGGGUAUAACUUCCUUCGACACAAGUAUAUGUCGUUAAGCCAAAUCUAUCACUACUCUGAGCUGGUAGUGGUAGUUUCUCCCGGGCAAGAGUUUGAAGCAUUCGAGAAACUGCUACUACCGUACAGUAAUACGUUGUGGUUCGCAUUCGUGGGCUGUAUUGUAUGUGGAUUCCUGGUGAUCAUCUCCAUCGCCCGAAUGCCUGCAGCAGUACAAAGCUUCGUCUUCGGUCGUCUGGUACGAACACCACUUCUCAAUUUAAUAAACGUGCUAUUCGGAGGAUCUCUGAAUAAGCUACCAGGACGAAACUUUGCUCGUUUCCUCCUAGCCGUAUGGUUCAGCUACGGUAUCAUACUCCGAUCAAUCUACCAGCAAGCUCUGUUCAACUUUAUACAACAUUCUCCAAAUCAUUCGACUCCGAGUACCUUCGAACAACUUGUCGACAGCGACUAUGGCAUUUAUUUGAUUCCCUCGGAAGUGUACGUUUUCGAUCACAUGCCGGAGUUUCAGCCACUGAUUCGAGUGGUGCCGAAUCCGGAUAUUCAACGCUACGACGACGCGAUUCGAAACGGGCGACUUCGUGGCGUGCGCAUCUCCAACUACGAGAAAGUUCUGUUCGAUAACUCCCACUUGACCGAGGGACGCAAGUUCCGGAUGCUAAAACAACGACUGUACAAUUACGCUCUGUGCGCCGGGCUGCGGAAAAACUCCUGUCUCACCAAGCCGUUCGAUGAUGCGAUUCUGAGGUUGAACACCAACGGACUGGUUCAGGCCUGGGUCAAGCUGUAUGUGGAUACCAAGUAUGCUUCCGUCAUCGAAACUAUCAGCUAUCAGCAGCAGAAAUUACGCUUAGGACAGCUGCUGGGUGCAUUUCAGGUGUUGACUAUCGGUCUGUGUGGUUGUACGGUUAUCUUCGCCAUCGAAAUCAUUUGGAGUUUGCCGAGAUGUAACAAUGUCUACGGUCGAGCAUGGGCUGAACUGUUCCACUAUCCACCGUGGAGGUGCGCUACAGCUGCCCAUGAAGACGCCGUUGAUUUUGGCGAUCACGAAGUCUUUGCUCAUCAUUUUUCUACAGUUAACUCGGAGCCUCGUUCGAUCCACGAAAUGGCUCAACCAUUCAUCAAUUAA
Molecule: messenger RNA, 2022 nt
Organism: Topomyia yanbarensis
Lineage: Eukaryota; Metazoa; Arthropoda; Insecta; Diptera; Culicidae
Exons: 3
Coding region: 1-2022 (673 amino acids)
Source: RefSeq, a predicted model, not a curated record